GUUCUCCUCCCUCCCCCUCCCCCUCCCCUUCCGCCCACCUCUCUCCAUUCCUCUCUCUCCCUCUGUCGAUCGAAGUUCGGACUACAGAGGGGAGCAUUCGUCAUGGCAUCUAAAGCAACCGAAUCUGCAUCAAGAAUCAAAAAAUCUGAAGAACACACAAAUGAGACUUUUGGGAUGUUAUUAUCCAGAAUAUCUCAACUGAAAAAGGAGAUUCAAAACGCCAGAGUUGCUUCAAUUAGAGAAAAGCUUGAAAGAAAUAGAAAGACUUUACAAUGUCACACCUCCCAACUUCAGUCAGCAGCAUUGAAGAAGGAUUUCUAUUUCAUGGAGCACAAUGGGUCAAAAGACAUGCUUUCUUUUAGAGCUGAGAAUGCUCUUUGUAAGUUUAGUGGGUCUGCUCAGGGAUCAGGAGAAAGGGACUGCAUUAAUGAUGAAGAAAUUUUGUCCUCAACAGCUAUCAGGCUUCCUUUAAUCGAGAAGAUUCCACCUUAUACUACUUGGAUAUUUUUGGACAAAAAUCAGAGAAUGGCUGAAGAUCAAUCAGUCUUAGGGAGAAGACAAAUUUACUAUGAUCCAUGUGGCAGUGAAGCCCUGAUCUGUAGUGAUAGUGAGGAAGAUAUUGCUGAACCAGAGGAAGAGAAACAUGAGUUCUCUGAAGGUGAAGAUCAGAUUUUGUGGAACGUCUUACAGGAGCAUGGGGUAGACCAGGAAGUGUUGAAUCUUCUGAGCCAAUUUAUUGAGGCUACAACAACUGAGGUCCAGGAAAGAUACAACAUACUUAUGGAGCAAUAUCAUGAGAAAGCAAGCAAAAAUAUGCAAGAUUCUGUGCAAGGAGGAUUUGAAAGGAGUCUACUUUUGGAGAAGAGCCUUAGUGCUGCUUUAGAUUCUUUUGAUAACCUUUUCUGCCGCCGCUGUCUGGUAUUUGAUUGUCGUCUGCAUGGUUGUUCUCAAAAUCUAGUCAUCCCAGGUGAAAAGCGGUCAUAUUGGGGUGAACAUGAAGAAAAUGGAAAACCUUGUGGUGAUCAGUGCUAUCUUCAGGUAAAAGGACCCAGAGACUUAUCAGAAAGGAUUAAUACCAGUUCUAGCCCUGAUGAUAAUAUCACUGACAUCAGAACUGAUGAAAGAUGCAAAGAUGGGAAAGGGAUUGCUAAUGUUUCUUCACAAGAUGAUAAUACUCCAGAAGUUUCUUUUGGUGCUUUAGAUAAUGAUACAUCUAUUCUAGGAGUAUCUUCACAUGAAAAUUUAGGGAAACGCUCAAGGCAUGGAAAUACAGCACCAGAAGAGUCAACACAAGAUUCCAGCAACUUCCAGAGUUCUUCUGUCAAGAAGCAGAAGAAAAUAUCAUCUUCAAAUACAACAGAUGUACCAAAUUCAGAUUUCAGUUUGAGUGCCAAUAUUGUGCAUCCACUUACUGGAGCUCCUGAUGAAAAUCAAACCCAAACAAGCACUGACUGUGGUUUAAAUGAAUCUUUUGAGCAUACUUGGAAAAAUAUUACUUUACCUAGCAGUGUUGCAUAUGAUGAGAAUAAGGAGAACAUAGAACAUGAAACAAAUAAUGCUGUAGAAGGGCCUUUGACAAAGCAAUUUCCCAGUUCCAGAGCAAUACAUGAAGACGGAACUUUAAAUGGUUCUGAGUGGAAACCUAUUGAGAAAGAAUUGUACCUGAAGGGAAUAGAGAUAUUUGGGAAAAACAGUUGCCUCAUAGCUAGGAAUUUACUCUCUGGUUUGAAGACCUGCAUAGAGGUAUUCACCUACAUGCUUAAGGAAGGAGCUGCAAUGGCACACCAAUCUGCAGAUCUGCCAAGUCCAUGCUUGGAAAGCAAUGAUAAAGAUGAUAACGAGAAUAUGGAGCAAGAGAUGCCAACAAGAUCACGUUUGUUUCGUAGAAGAGGAAGAGCACGGAAACUGAAAUACACAUGGAAGUCUGCUGGCCAUUCAUCAAGUCGCAAAAGAAUUGCAGAUGGAAAGCAUCAAUUAUGUAAACAGUAUACACCUUGUGGAUGCCAGUUUAUGUGUGGAAAGCAGUGUCCUUGUCUUCAAGAAGGAACUUGUUGCGAGAAAUACUGUGGGUGCUCAAAGAGCUGUAAAAACCGGUUUCGAGGGUGCCACUGUGCCAAAAGUCAGUGCAGAAGCCGACAGUGCCCAUGCUUUGCAGCUGGCCGUGAAUGUGAUCCAGAUGUUUGCAGGAAUUGUUGGGUCAGCUGUGGAGAUGGUUCAUUAGGUCAGCCACCACAACGAGUUGAUGGUUAUCAAUGUGGGAAUAUGAGUCUCCUUCUAAAGCAACAGCAGAGAAUACUCUUGGGGAGAUCUGAUGUUGCUGGAUGGGGAGCAUUCAUAAAGAAUCCUGUUAACAAAAAUGAUUAUCUUGGAGAAUACACUGGUGAAUUGAUCUCCCACCAGGAAGCAGAUAAGCGUGGGAAGAUUUAUGACCGUGCAAAUUCAUCAUUCCUUUUUGACUUGAAUGAUCAGUAUGUUCUUGAUGCAUAUCGCAAAGGAGACAAGCUGAAAUUUGCAAAUCAUUCAUCAAACCCUAAUUGUUAUGCAAAGGUAAUGCUGGUAGCUGGAGAUCAUCGAGUUGGCAUUUAUGCUAAGGAGCAUAUUGAGGCUAGUGAAGAACUUUUCUAUGAUUAUCGAUAUGGACCUGAUCAAGCACCAAUUUGGGCCCGGAAACCUGAAGGUUCUAAAAAAGACGAUACGUCAGUAUCUCACGGCCGAGCACAAAAGCACCAAUCUCAUUAAUGGUUUGCAACCUUUACCAUGAUUUUUAAUGAGACACUCAUCAUUCAUAUUUAUUCAUAGUACAACCCAUUUUACAUGACAGGCAAGGUUUUUUUUUUUUUUUUUUUUCUUUACCGUGUAUAUUUACAUAAAAU
Nelumbo nucifera (sacred lotus) is the source of this 2873-nucleotide messenger RNA. It is a transcript of the gene SWN, whose product is annotated as SET domain-containing protein. Gene Ontology annotation, biological process: heterochromatin formation. Gene Ontology annotation, molecular function: chromatin binding; histone H3K27 methyltransferase activity; protein binding. Gene Ontology annotation, cellular component: nucleus; PcG protein complex. The record is from RefSeq and is a predicted model, not a curated record. Lineage: Eukaryota; Viridiplantae; Streptophyta; Magnoliopsida; Proteales; Nelumbonaceae.